This is a messenger RNA of Clonostachys byssicola, 1815 nucleotides long. NCBI's taxonomy places the organism in Eukaryota, Fungi, Ascomycota, Sordariomycetes, Hypocreales, Bionectriaceae. The record is from the annotation of a GenBank genome assembly.
AUGAGCCUCGAAUACGGUCCCCUCAUUCGCCUUUGGGGCAUUCACAGCUCACAGCUUCCAGCUGUCUCUGCAUCACCUGAUGAGCUGACACCAUUCCUCUCAUCAAUCUUGCUCGAGGCCGCACCCUUCAUCAGUAACGUACCGUCGCCCGAACGUUCACCAUUUAAAACGGCAUGGCAGUCAAUGGGCAGCAGAAGAUUCCUGUCGUCUAAAUCGCCCGUAUAUAUGUACAACCGUACUGUGCAUACCGAUGUCUUGGAAUCGCUAGCCCAGCAACAUCAUUUACCCCAACUCAAGGGAGGGCGGCUCCAACCUGAAAAAUGGUACCUCCGCCGCAGCACACAUGAGGACAGCGCCGCCCCCGGCACUGCCCGCUGGGACGAGUGGGUUAAGUGCUUCAAGGAGCACCAUUCCGAAGCGGAAAAGGAGUUCACGCCGACGGUUCUGGGCACAACCGUGCAUCAGGAAUGGGACUGCCGGGACGUAGAGGUCGAGUUGGACGGCGAGAUCUGGACCGAUUGGACCCUCAAGUUGGAGGAAUCUGUGCACCAACUGCCUCCCCCUUUCAAGGACCGAGUGUUUCCUGUGCUACAGGCCACAGCAGCCGUUCGGGGUGGGAGGAAGUUCAUGGUCGUCCAGAUUGCGGCAUCUGAUUUGAACCCGGACAAGCAGCGAAGCAAAACGGUGCGCGGCGCCUACACAAGCAUCGAGCGACUGAUGGAGACGCCUGACGGCAUUGAAUGGGUCAUGGCGACGACGUCGGACGCCAAGGGCUCGCUGCCACCAUGGAUGCAGAAGAUGGCCAUGCCAGGACCAGUUGCGAAGGAUGUUGCUCUCUUCUUGUCUUGGAUCGCGUCUCAGCGAACAACGGGGAAGACCAGUUUAGAUUGGAGCGGAGGCCAGGCUGCCAAGGGAAAACAACCCCUUCCGCCGAGUCAUCCCAUCGCGCGCGCUGAAGCACUUGCCAAGAUGACAUUCGAACUGAGUAUCCGGCACGUCAGUGUUCAAACCGACCGGCUACAACGGGACCUACAAAAGCUCGUACACUCCACGGGCCAGGACAAGGAAUUCAGGGAACAGCAUGAGGAUCGCCUACAGAAGCUAUGGCAGGAAAUGUUGGCAGUGAAGCAACACAUGUCCCAGGUCGAUGGCGGUCAGAAGGGGGCGGAAGAACUGAGAGCGGAUUUCGAAAAAUGCCAGGAAGAGACCAAGGCGCUCGUCUCUGAGUUUCAGCACGAGAUCAAAGAACUCCGAGAGCUUUUUGAUGGGCUUUCGAGGCAACUGGAUCAGUUGCCGACGUUGGCGGAUUCGAUAAUCGAGUCUGGAUACAAGUCUCAGUCCACCACAGUCGACAGGUCGACACUUGAUUCCCAGACAAAGUCUUUGCACCGCGGAUAUUCACUUAACAGCCAAGACAGCUGGGGCGCAUCGAUGGAUCAAAGUGUUGAGGAACUUGUACAAGCCGGGCAUGAUCAACAAGCUGUCACCGACGUAUCUAUUCGGGUUGUCGAAACAAUCAAGUCGACUCGUCGAUGGCAUCGCGACCACAAGGCCACGAUCCUCAGUGAUGCAGAGUACACUGCAAGCUAUCUCAAGCAGCAAUCGAAGCGGGAUCCGGAUCUCGCCGUCCGCAUACAGAAGGCACUAUUACGUUGGGUUCGACGGAAUAGAAGGCUAGCGAACCCGCCUCCACGGUCACUUGCGGAAUUCUGCAAGGAUGUCAAGUGGCAAGAUGUGAUCGAUACAGUCCAGGACAUGCUUGUGAAACACGAGAAGAGGACAAUGAUGGAAAUGUUAAAGAGUCCCAAUAACUGA